GAUUGGAUGUGGAAGAAUCGACCUUUCUACGAGUUGGUGGAAUGGAUGCGAAAGCGGGCUUCUUCGGAUGGUCCCUAUGUCUUUGGCAUGGAUUGCUAUUGCAAAGAAGAGGCCAAGGAGGAGGUUCUCAAUUUCUUUGACUUCUACGAUCGCGAUAAUCUCGGGUUUCACUUGCGUGGCCCACCGGCCCCGGCCCGGCGCCUCAGUCGUGCGGCGCAGUCGGACGAUCGGGGCGUGAACAUUACGGAUCUGACAGAUGUCACAGAUGUCCAUGAGCCCGUGAAGCACGAGGAGCCUUGGACACUGCAGCAGCUCAUCUCGAUCGUGAGCGGCUUCAUCGGGUCAAUCCUUUCGUUGAAUGCUUAUUCGCAGCUGCGAGAGGCCACCAAGCAGCGCGAGGCCAUCGCUCGUGUGAACACAUCUCAGCGAGCUCAGUCAAGCAGUCUGAGCACCUAUAACAGGUUGGGUGGGUCUUUACUGGAUGCGGAAGCCGAGUCGCCCCUGUUCUCCCUGGGCCCAGUGCCAGCAUGUACUGCAGCUUCAAACCUGCAGGGGGCAGACCGCCACUUCACGAUCAUUACCACCGCAGCGCUUCCAUGGCGAACCGGGACGGCAGUGAACCCACUGUUACGGGCGCUGUACUUGGCCAAGCGCGGCAAGCCUGUGGUCCUCUUUCUGCCCUUCUUGGAGGGGGAACGCGAUCAGGGCUUUGUGUUUCCCAAAAAUGUGCGCUUCGAUUCUCCCGAGGAGCAGGAGGUUGUGGUCAGGGAAUGGUGCCAGGAGCGUGCCAAGGUGAAUCUUGACACCAUGGACCUGAAGUUCCGGUGGUACCCCGCCAAAUAUGUCGUGUCAGUUGGGAGCAUUUUUCCAACCGGCGACUGCACCAAGAGCAUUGUGGACUCCGACCCCAAGGAUGUCUUAAUUCUGGAGGAGCCGGAGCACCUCUGCUGGUUUCAUUACGGUCAGCGCUGGCCGGACAUUUUCAGACAUGUCAUUGGCAUCGUGCACACCAACUAUUCAGACUACAUGAACAUUGUCAACUCAUCCUCGAGUUGGAUGGCGGGCACCAUGCCGGUGGAGUUCAAGGAAGCCUCCGUAUUUGCAGCGUCCACCGUUGUGUGCAGUGCCUACUGCGAUGUGAAUAUCAAGCUGUCAGACACCAUCAUGCCGCUACCCAACGAGGUGACGUGCAAUGUCCAUGGUGUGAGGUCUGACUUCCUGGACAUAGGAGACAGGAGCCACACACAACGCGAGGGCGCCGCAAAGGCUUACUACCUUGGGAAGGCGCUGUAUCCAAAGGGAUGGCGCGAGCUUUUGGACCUGAUCACCACAGCUGGUCCUGACCUGGCCGGAAUCAAAGUGGAUGGCUACGGGUCAGGCCCAGACUUUGAGAGCAUUCUGAAGGAGACCGCGGCCCUGUCCGAAGAAGGGGCGCUGAUCAACAUGAACCCUGGCAUCGACCACGCCGACCAGAAGAUUCACGGGUAUGGCGUCCUGGUCAACCCCUCCACCACGGAUGUGUUAUGCACGGUCAGUGUGGAAGCGCUUGCAAUGGGAAAGCAUCUGGUGCUAGCUCGCCAUGUAUCCAAUCAGUUUUUUGAGCAGUUCAAGGACAGAUGCCACUUCUUUGAGAUUGGUGAUGCUGACAGCUUUGUGAAGGCGUUCAAGGCCGCCCUAGCUGCAGGCGACCCGAGCCCACUUCCUCCGGAGCAACGCCGCAUCCUAACCUGGGACGCGGCCGUCGACCGACUCUUUGACUCUGCUGAGGUGCGUGUGCUCUCCGGCCCAUUCCAACGGCCCUCCGAAGCUGCUGCAUCCAGAUUGGCCUACCAGCUGCACUUCGACGUCUUCAAGGAUGGCUCAGUACUUGCUGACAUCAUCCGCAAGACGACCUUUGGGUCCGACGAGACGGCGGAGACUCCCUGGGAUGAGUAUUUCCAAGAGUGGCGGAAGACACAGCUGAGUGUGCUAAAACAAGAGGCGCGGAAUUUCCAAAGGCAGCUGGCAGGGCAGACCUCCCACCUCCUGGAGUAUGAGACCUACUUGAAGGCCGCAGCUGCUGAAUUGAUCUUCUAUUUUGUGCGGCGGCACCAGAAGACGACUGCAGAUGGCACCUGUGGUAGCAUUGUGCUGGCUUCAAAGAAGUUCAGGGGAUGCUCAAAGCUUGACCAGUUCAACGUGGAGCAGAAUCUGGAGUGCAUGAUUGCUGCGGAUGAAUAUUAUUCCAAACAGCGGCUGGAGCCCCCAGGUUCCCGUGCGAGCUGGAAUGCCCGGGACCAGCACAUGAUGACCACCAUCCUCCGUCUUCGGGCACACUCCCGGGAGCUCUUUGGGCUGGACGAGAAGGAUUUGAAGAUCAUCGUGUGGGCGCACAACUCGCACGUGGGUGAUGCCACUGCUACGCCUAUGGGAGGGAUGAAUUUCGAGCGAAAUGAGAAGUGGAACUUGGGACAGAUGUGCCGGAACACCCUUGAGUCGGUAUUCAUCGUGGGCUUCUACUCCUUCAGCGGUGAGGUCAGAGCAGCCAAGAAAUGGGGUGGCGAAGGACAGGUCAUGUCACUCAUGCCUGCCGUACCCUAUUCCUUCGAACAUCGGCUUCAUGAAUGGUUCCCAGACACACGCGCCCAGUUUCCUCUGCACAAGUUUCGUGAGGUUUCAAAGAGGUUCGAGUAUGUCCCUCAGAAGUUUCCUUUGAACGUGGAAUACCGCGCUCUCCAUCCCAUGGUCGCUGCUUCAUUUCAGGUCAUGAUCCAAAGCCAAGCCGCAGAAGCGGAAGAAGCUGGCGCGGAUGGGGCGGAGGGCUCGCUGAGGACACUGGAUCCAACCAAGCCCUUCACCGCUGUGAGCCGAACUCAACUAGGGAAGAAUGGCGAAGUGGUUCGCCUUCAAAUUCGUGGCUACGACCGGGGCCAGUAUGACGGCUGGUGGGUGACCGAGUACACCAAGCAUGGAUCCAGAACCAUACACUGCUUGCCUUCCAGUCACUUAAAUGCCCUCUCCGGGCCGCUUUCUACGCCGGAGAAGGCAAGGACACUCGCCAAUUUUCCGAUCCUCCAACGGUGGGUCGGCGUACAGUACCAUCCAGAAACAGAGAUUGAGUCCCACUAUGGCGAAAUGGCUAUUGCAAAAUGCUAUGACCUGGCCGUAUUUGUGGACAAGACUCGGGCCCUGGAUAUAGACAUGACGGCGGCAGCGCCACUGCCCGUCUCGGCUGCUUUGAGCGAGGGUGACAAGCCCGCUGCGGAUGCUGCAGUAUCCGGCUCCGGCCGUCACAACCGGCGGUUGGUAAUGGAGUACCGACGGAUUCUGAAGAAUCCCAUUGAGUACAUCGAAGCACGCCCGCUGGACACAAACGUCUUGGAAUGGCACUUCGUGAUCACUGGAAACCAGGAUCCGUACACAGGUGGUAAAUACCAUGGUAUUUUGGAGUUUCCGGACGAUUUUCCCAUGAAGCCUCCCUCGAUCAAGAUGCUAACCCCAAGCGGUCGGUUCGAGAUUAACAAGCGUAUCUGCCUGUCCAUGAGUGACUUCCACAAAGAGUCCUGGAAUCCCAGCUGGACGGUGGAGAAAAUUUUGAUUGGCCUUAUGAGCUUCAUGUACGAGGAGAACUCCGUUUCCAUUGGCUCUAUAUUGGAGCCCAAAGAGGAUCGACGGAGAUAUGCUGCUGCGUCAGCUUAUUUUAAUGCCCAGAACGAGAUUUACGUGCAGCUGUUCCAGACGCCUGAUGAAGCAGAGGAGGAGGAUAACAUCCGAAAGCUGCUCAGGGUUGCUGCCGAGGGCGACGUUUCAGAGACUGAUAAGGCCUGUAGAUAUUGUCUGGUGGAGUCGGGCGACCUGGUUUCUCCCUGCGAAUGCAAGGGCAGCGGCCAGUGG
Molecule: messenger RNA, 3873 nt
Organism: Symbiodinium pilosum
Lineage: Eukaryota; Dinophyceae; Suessiales; Symbiodiniaceae
Source: the annotation of a GenBank genome assembly